AUGUAUCUUGCUCUUCUGGUGAUUUUCUUGCAGUGUUCGGAAUUUUACACUCAGGAGAGAGUUUUUACUUUCAACACCGUUGAAAUCAACGUUCAGCCAUCUGUUCAAGUAAGGAAUGGAGAUCCUAUGUCAAUUGUCUGCCAUGCUGAUAUUAGCAAGAGUACUGAUUUCCAGCUGAAGCAUAAUUUUACAAUUUUUAAAGAUGGCAAGCUUGUGUUCAUGACUGUAUCAGACAAAGGAGAUGCACAAUAUGAAGUAUCUAUGGCUAGAUCUUCAGAUACAGGAGAUUAUGAAUGUACUGUGGAAGCAGGCGGAAAGACAAAGUCUAGUAACUCCUUACAUGUUUGGGUAACGGGAAUGACCAAGCCAAUCCUGACUGCUGAGAAAAAAGAAGUUUUAGAGGGUGAAGUUGUGAAAUUACGCUGUGAGCUGCCAGAAGAAGUACCUCCUUUGUAUUUCUUUUUCCGGAAGAUAAAGAUGAAUUCAACACCUAAAGAAAAACAUGUAUUUGAACCAUACAGAAAUUUUUCUGUAGUGGAAUUUUCUGUUGAAGAGGGAGAUAAUAUUUUACAAUUUGAUUGUUAUGGUAGGAGAAAUGUAAAACUCAAAUUUGAAAGCUCAGAACACAGCAACAAAACACUUGUUACAGUCAGGGAACCAUUUAUAAAGCCUACUCUGAACACCAAGCCGUCCAGUAAUAUUACGGAAGGAGACAGAAUACAGUUUGAAUGCUCAACUGUGGUAGCCCGAAUGCGUGGCAUUGAAAUCAUACUUCAGAAAAACAAAACAAUACUGAAGAGUGUACGAGAUGAAAAACUUUUGAAAUACUCUGCAAUAGCUACUCUAGAGGACAGUGGUGAAUACCUGUGUAAGGUGGAACAAGGAAGAGCAUCCAAAACCACCAAACUGAAUGUUGUUGUGUCAGAGUUAUUCCCCAAGCCAGUAUUAUCUGCUUCUAUGAGUACGGUGGAUGAAAAUAAAGAAUUAACCUUGAGUUGCAGCAUUAGUGGUUUUCGGAAAGCUAACUUCUCUAUAUUACGGAAAAAUUCAAAUGGAGACAUCUGGUUGAAAAAUUCUAGAAACUUAACAAUGAGAGUUAAUGUGAACGAUACUGGAUCCUAUAUCUGUAAAGCUGAAGUAAAAGGAAUAGUCAAGGAGAGCAAACCUGUAAGGAUAAAAGUUUAUGCUCCGGUAUCCAAGCCAGCUCUUUCCGUUGCCAGUGGUUUACCGGAGGUGGUGUUAGGGAAGCCUCUACGGUUAAUCUGUCGUUCAGUGAUGGGAACACCACCAAUAAUAUUCACAUUCUACAAAGGAAAUGAAGUUAAGAAAACAGUAAUUAAUGACACAUAUGCUACGUUCUUGGAUGAAGAUAUUACACUAAAUGACAAAAGUGGAUACAAAUGUGAUGCUAGAAAUAAUCACUCCAGUGGAAUAAAAACUAGCAAUAUCCUGAACAUCACAGUAAUAGGACUGGGUGAAAUGUAUACAUACUGUGAGACUGCUUUUCUGUGCUCUGUGAAAGAAGGAUCUUGGCCAAUCCACUUCAGGAUUUUUAGAAAAACUGAUCAUGAAGUUCUUUUAUUUGAAAAAAGUGAAAAUGCAGACAGAAUCAUGUGGCGCAAGGAAGCAAUGAACAGGCAGGACACUGGGACAUAUUACUGCAUGGCUUCUAAUCGAGCUAAUGUGGAUGUGAAAAGCCAUCCAAUAACCAUCAGUGUUAUCUUAGCGGCUUGGCAGAAAGGCGUCAUUGCUGCGUUUGUCCUAAUACUUAUCGCAGGAGCAGUAACUCUCACUUUAUGGUGGUUUUUGUAUAAGAAGAAAAAGGCUAAAGGACCAUCCAUGGAGAUGUCUGGUUCUGCAUUGGCUACAAACCUGACAAGUGAAAAACUGGCAAGACAACAUAAUGAUGGAGAUUUCUAUUCAGGGUCAGGUUACAUUGAAGAUAAUGAAAAUCACAUGAAAACAACAGAUGAGAGUAAAGGACCUGAGCUUGAGAGUGCUGAGGUGGAGUACACUGAAGUUGAAGUAUCAACGCUUGAUCCUCACAGAGCUCCUGUACAGAAGGGGACUGAAACAGUUUAUAGUGAAAUCAGAAAAGCUAAUAAUGAUUCUGUGGAAAACAGGCAUUCUAUAACAAACAAACGAAGUAACAGGAAAGCUGUUCUCGGGCAUACACACAAAGCCACGUGUGCCAAGCUUCACGCGUCCAGCCACAGCUGCUGCCUCAUUCGGUUUCAAGCUUCUCGGCACAAAAUCGCGAGCAGGCCUGUCCUGCAGUUCUCAGGUCUUCCCCAGGAGAUCCAACGGCAGCGAGAGGACUUGCCUUCAGAAGAGGAUUCCCAAGGGGCCACGUACGCCUUGAAGCUCCGAGGCGGCAGGUCUGUAGGGGAGGCAGUGUCUUCAUUAGGCCUACUGGAAAAGGACUUGGAAUACAGCAACGGGCUUGUAUUUGCAAAGCUUUUUCUUAUUGCAGACUGGAAUGGAAACUGCAAGUUAGAAGAUAGGUUCAAUCUGGGAACAAUUUUUCUAAAUUCAGCUGAGUGA
Molecule: messenger RNA, 2544 nt
Organism: Opisthocomus hoazin
Lineage: Eukaryota; Metazoa; Chordata; Aves; Opisthocomiformes; Opisthocomidae
Source: RefSeq, a predicted model, not a curated record